Molecule: messenger RNA, 3273 nt
Organism: Odontomachus brunneus
Lineage: Eukaryota; Metazoa; Arthropoda; Insecta; Hymenoptera; Formicidae
Product: sodium-dependent nutrient amino acid transporter 1-like
Exons: 9
Coding region: 704-2641 (645 amino acids)
Biological process (GO): sodium ion transmembrane transport
Cellular component (GO): membrane
Molecular function (GO): L-amino acid transmembrane transporter activity
Source: RefSeq, a predicted model, not a curated record
ACCGGGAUAUCCCUUCCUCAAAUUCUCCGUCCCAAUUUCUGCGGCUUCCUCGCUGCGUCACGGGGCGUAAUCGCGAGCGGGAAAUCCUAUGUUUUUUUCUAUCCUUUCGGGUAGGUCAUCGUAUUGUUUUUAACGAAUUUAUUCCUCACCUCGCGCUCGCCGAUCUCUGUGGAACGCAGGUUCCACCUGUUCUAUUUCCAAGUUGUCCUCGACUCACGACUCCUCUCGCGUAAUUAUCCUUUCGCGACCUCUCGCCUUCUACUCUCUCUCUCUCUCUCUCUAUAUAUAUAUAUCUCUCUCUCUCUUUUUCUCUCUCUCUCUCUCUCUCGCGUGAUUCACCUGCCUCUCCUACCUAGCAACUACUCGCCGAUUAGACGGUCGGCCGGUCGCUUCUGCCGGCCGCGUUUUGUCAGUCACCCACCUAGCCAGACACCGCGGGGGUACAGCGAUAGUCACAGGUUUAUCAAUGCGUUUCCCUGAGAUUCGUGCGGUAGUGAACCGCUCGUCGCCCGCGCCCGUCGGUCUUCGUCGCCGGUGGCGUCUGCGAUCGUAGUACUUCGCGGAUUUCGGCACGUUCAUCGUCGUCGUCCUCAUCGCUUCCGAUCUCGCGUCUCCGCGAUACAUUCGACGAGUACUCCUACAUUCGGCGGGGGACUGUCCCCGAUUUCCACCUCGCAGUGUCUACCUCGCGAUCGUUCUCACCAUGUACGAGGCGAAAGACCGCAAGCAACAGGGCCUCGACAACGUCGCCUUCCAGUUAGACGAGCCUCAUGUCGGGAAGGCGUAUCUCUCCGGCGACUCGACGAGCUUCGACGUGCAGGCCGUCGAGUCGUCCGGCAAGGAACACGAGCGGGCGACAUGGAACAACAGCAUCGAGUUCCUCAUGUCUUGCAUCGCCGUGUCGGUCGGCUUCGGCAAUAUCUGGCGAUUCCCGUUCACGGCGUAUGAGAACGGCGGCGGUGCAUUCCUCAUACCCUACGUGAUCCUGCUCUUCCUGGUAGGGAAGCCGUUCUACUUCCUGGAGAUGAUAAUAGGACAGUUCACCAGCAAUUCGUCCGUCAAGGUCUGGGCCAUGUCACCGGGUUUCGUGGGAGUCGGAUGGGCGCAGUUUUGCUCGACGAUGGCGUUAACCACCUACUACAGCUCGCUGAUGGCAUUGACUUUGUAUUUCUUAAUCGCGUCCUUCUCAUCCGAACUACCCUGGGCUACUUGUCUGGAGGAAUGGGGCGACACUUGCGUCGACUCGAGCAUGAAGAGGAACCACAGUGUGGCCGAAGGAAACGCGACGCUCACACAGAUCUUUAGCAGUCAUCUCAGCAGCAACGUUCAACGUCAGAGCUCGGCCGAGCUGUACUUCUCACAAGUGGUUCUGCAUGAGAAAGAGAGCAUCGACGACGGGAUCGGACUGCCGAGCUGGAAGCUGACGUUAUGUCUGCUUGGUAGCUGGGCGACGAUCUGUCUGGUGUUGGCCCAAGGUGUAAAAAGCUCCGGCAGGUUCUCCUACUUCCUCGCUAUUUUCCCGUACAUCGUGCUGGUAUCCCUCCUGAUACGCGCCGUCACUUUGGAUGGCGCGAUGGACGGGAUCUUAUACUUCAUCACCCCGAAAUGGUCAAAGCUCUUGGAGCCGACCGUCUGGUAUGCCGCUGUGACACAGUGCUUCUUUUCGUUGUCCGUCUGCUUCGGCAGCAUCAUCACGUACUCCGCCCACAAUGAUUUCAAGCAUAACAUCUACAGAGACGUAAUGAUUAUCACCUCGCUGGACACAAUCACGAGCUUAUUGGCUGGCUGCACGAUAUUCGGUAUUCUCGGCAAUCUCGCGUACGAGUUGGGUGUGGAAGACAUAUCCAAUGUGGUCAGAGGCGGCGUCGGCUUGGCCUUCGUAUCUUAUCCCGACGCCAUAGCGAAGUUCAGUUUCAUGCCGCAGUUGUUCGCCGUGCUUUUCUUCGUGAUGAUGUUCGUCCUCGGUGUCGGUAGUGCCGUGGGAAUGUGCACGGGAAUCAUCACCGUGAUAAAUGAGCAGUUCCCGUCUCUAAAGACUUGGCAGAUUGUAAUUCCAACGUGUUUCUUGGGCUUUUCGAUCGGCACUGUCUACGUUACACCGGGCGGUCAGUUUAUCUUGACUUUGGUGGAUUACUACGGUACCUCGUUCGUGGUGUUCGUCUUGGCGUCGUUUGAGAUGACUGGAGUGAUAUGGGUUUACGGUUUCGAGAACUUUUUGGACGACCUGGAAUUCAUGCUGGAUAGAAAGCCGAGCGUAUACUGGAGGAUAUGCUGGUUAAUAGUGACGCCGUUGCUGCUAAUGAUAAUCUUUAUUUACACCGUAGCCACUUUAUCGCCUUUAACCUACGGCGACAGAUCGUUGCCAGAGUCCGCGCACGCCGCCGGAUGGAUACUGCUGGGCGUGGGUGUGCUUCAGAUACCGUUGUGGAUGCUGAUAGCGAUGUUAAGGAACUGGGAACUACCAUUUCCCCAGAUGGUGAGAAAGGCUUUCGCACCCGCGACCAGGUUUGGUCCGCGGGAAGUGCAGCAGCGGAAGGACUGGAAUAUAUUCAAAGAGGAGAGAGCGAGAGCCCGGGAGAAGAGAACCCAGCCGCGCUGGAAGCAGACACUCUACGUCCUCCUGAGCAUGAAACCAAAGUGAAAGCGGCACUGAUCGUCCGCUAAUUCGGAGACGCGCGUAGUGUCUCUUUCUAAUCUGUUUGCCACGGCGGGCCCCAUGGCAAGAUCCGCGACUGAUGAGACCGAGACAAAUAUAUUUAUGUGUAUAUUUCUUCAUUUUUUACCGGAUUAUACCGCGAAGUUCCUCGUAAUUAAACCGCGCAACUGAAUCGCGAGCUUCCGCCCAAGAUAACCACCUUAGUGUAAUUUUAUAUACUGCGUGCGAACGCGCGACAAAGAGCCGCCGAUGUCAUUCGGAAAUUGUUAAUGUAAUCGUUACUCAUCGAUCGCCCCAAUCGACGUCACGCCAAAUAACUCACAUACACAAACACACACAUAUAUAUACACCUGAGUAAUAAUUUUAAUACUGUUUUAAUCAUUUCAUUGUCAAUUUUUGCCGAACAACGCCGCGAUAACUUUCGACUUAUUCGCGCACGCUCGCUCUAUCCUCUUGGACUGUUUGAAGUCUCUCCAUUCGUUGUAUUUCUUGGGGUCCUUCGGUCCCCAGUCGGCGCUCGGCUUGAAAAUCUGUAAGACGAGAAUUUUACUAUUAGCUUUAUCACGAGAAGUUAUUUAUGCUGAGAUUUUCUCGGAAUAAAAAGUGCAAGUGAAUUA